UUUAACAGUAACACACACACACACACACACACACACCACACACACACACCACAGACAGAUCUACUUCAUUCAGAUUACAUUCCACCUUUCACACACAUUCUGUAUCAGAUAGCAGGAGAAUCAGGGGCAUAAUGGAAGCAGAAGGAAACAGUACAGUGUUUUCCACCUGCCUGGAUCAGAAAGAGUGCCAGAACGGCAUUGCAGAGAAUAAUCCAUCUUCAGAUAUGAAGCAAAAAGAGGAGAAGAUCCAGAAAAGUUCCCAGGAGGAACCAGGAGAAAAGUCAUGCCCAAGAGAGGACGGACCACCGUGCGAGGACGACGUUUUGUGUGACUCAUGCAUUGAAAGUCCACGCAAAGCCAAGAAGUCGUGCCUGACGUGCCUGGUUUCCUACUGCGAGGAUCAUCUGAGGCCACAUCUGGAAAAGGAGAAGUUUCAGAGCCACCGGCUGGUGGAGCCGCUGAAAGAUGUGGAGACUCCCAUGUGUGAGAUACACAACUUCCCACUGGAGCUGUACUGCUGCGUCGAAACUUGUUGUGUGUGUCAGAAAUGUGUGUCCAAGCAACACCAUGGACAUGAAACCCUGUCCAUUACAGAGGCACGUCGGAAAAUCGAGAAAGAGCUGCAGGAUAAACAGACAGAGCUGGCGAAGACGCUGACAGCAGCUGAGAACUCCAUCAACAAACUGCAGAGCUGCUUUCUCUCUGUAGAGGGGUGUGUGUGUGAGGUGCGGGCUGUGCUCCAGCAGCAGGUGAGUGUUCUGCAGGCGGGGGUGGAGGAGGUGAGGGCGGAGCUCACCAAGGUGUUGGAGGCGGAGCAGAAACACACACUGGGGCAGGUGGGCGGAGCUCGGCUGUGUGUGGAGCAGCGCUGUGUCGAGUUGAAGAGGGCACACACACACCUGGACAAACUCAGCAAGAGCAAGAACGACGUUGACUUCCUGCAGGAAUACUCUCAGUGGAGGAAGAUGAACUCGGAUGUGUCUCUGCCUGAUGUGUGUUUCACUCAGACGGAUCGUCUUCAGAGUUUCAGCCGCAUCAUCACACACACCACGCAGGAGUUGUGUAACACGCUGCUCGCGACAUACCGCAACUCACUCAAAGACUUCUGCACAACCGAUGAUAAACCCGAUCAGCCCACAGUUCAUCCCCUUAGUCCUGUACAGCAGAACACCACACCGCCUGAGCCGCAGAGCAGAGACGACUUCCUCAAAUAUGCAUCUCCGUUAACGUUUGAUGGUAACACGGUGCACCAGUUCCUGCGUGUGACUCAGAAUGGCAGGAAGUUAACCAACACCACGCCCUGGCAGCACAGCUACCCUGAGCAUCCCGAGCGCUUCGAGCACUGGAAGCAGGCGCUGGCGGCUCAGAGCUUCUCCUCAGGGCGCCAUUACUUUGAGACGGACCUGAGUGGCGCAGGUGUCCACGUCGGCGUGACGUACGUGGGGAUCCCACGCCAGAGCGACCAAACCGAAGCGUGCCUCACAGACAGCAGCGUCUCCUGGUGUGUUCAGUGGAGUGGGCGUGGCUUCUCGGCCUGGCACGGCGGCGUGGAAACCCCCCUGAACGCCCCCAAGGCCACGAGGCUGGGUGUGUACGUGGAUUUCUGGUGUGGCACGGUGGCGUUUUACAGCGUGGGUGGAGAACCAGAAGGAGGGAUGGAGCUGCUGUAUCGGUACAAGACGGAGCUGAGAGAGCCGCUCUACCCCGCUGUGUUCCUCCCAAAGAAGGAGAACAUUGUGGUGCUGGUGGAACCGGGAGACGAACUUCCACUCAAGAGCCCCUCACCGCCAUGUUCUCCACCGUGAUGCACAUCAUUUAACACUAUUGUUAUCAUAUCAUUACCUAACUUUUUUUCUGAGGACUAAUGUCCCAUCCUUACUUAUACGUACACUAUAUGGCCUAAAGUUUGUGGACACCUGACCAUCACGCUUAUAUGUUCUUGGUGAACGUCCCAUUCCAUAUUUUAUCCCCCUUAGCUGUUAUAAUGAGCUCCACUCUUCUGGGAAGCUUUCCACUAGAUGUUGGAGUGUGGCUGUGGGGAUUUGUGUUCAUUCAGCUACAAGAGCAUUAGUGAGGUCAGGCGCUGAUGUUGGGGUGUCGAGGAGGUCUGGGGUUCAGUCGGUGUUCCAGUUCAUCCCAAAGGUGUUCAGUGGGGUUGAGGUCAGGGCUCUGUGCAGGACACUCGAGUUCUUCCACUCCAACCUUCACACACCAUGUCUUCAUGGAGCUCGCUUUGUGCACAGGGGCAUCGUCAUGCUGGAACAGGUUUGAGUCUCUUAGUUCCAGUGAAGGGAAACUUUGAAGCUACAGCACACAGAGACGUUCUAUACAACUGUGUGCUUCAGACUUUGUGGCAACCGUUUGGAGAAGAAGCACAUACAGGUGUGAUGGUCAGGGGUGCACAAACUUUUGGCCAUAUAGUGUAUAUCUUUGAAACUAAAGUUAUUAGUCCUCUGUUUCAAAACAUUCUCACGCACACAAACGGAGCGAAAUUAAACUGCAAACAUGUUAACAAAUAAGAAAUUACAGAGAACAUUCAUAACACGCAAAACACACGCAAUGUGACGUCAUGCGUUUUCAAAAACAUAGAAAACACUAUAAGAGAAAAAAAACAUCUGUAUACAUGUGGACAGGGUCUUAAGUACAUCGUUUAUCGAGACAGAAAAUGUUUCUGACAGGAAAAAUACUGUGAUUACACACAGAUUUAGUGUCACGUGACAGGAUUUUUGUUACACGCCUCUCCUCCAACAAACACAGCUGGACUGAGGAGGAGACGAAAAUAUCGCAUAGCUCAGUUCCAGAAAAUAACAUUACAUCUGUAUUUGUAUUUGAGGGAAACGUCAUCGCAUGUGAUCAUGUGACCAGGCGCUUCAUUGUCUGUGCACGCUGUUCAGUGUGAUUUGCCGAGACAGAAGAAUGAUUUUAAAAAAAAAACCACCUGGAAACUGUUCAUAUAUUCAUCAGCAGUCUGUAGAUUCGGUUCUGUUUCCGUCCCCUGUGUGAGUGAGCGAGAGAUGGAAAAGCGAGGGAUGAAAAAUAAAAGAACUGCUUCCUGUUUCAAUAAAAGAGUUUAUCAUGAA
Pangasianodon hypophthalmus (striped catfish) is the source of this 3080-nucleotide messenger RNA. Its product is annotated as tripartite motif-containing protein 16. NCBI's taxonomy places the organism in Eukaryota, Metazoa, Chordata, Actinopteri, Siluriformes, Pangasiidae. Gene Ontology annotation, molecular function: protein binding; zinc ion binding. The record is from RefSeq and is a predicted model, not a curated record. The transcript is spliced from 6 exons. Bases 132 to 1805 code for a protein of 557 amino acids.